Molecule: messenger RNA, 917 nt
Organism: Schistocerca serialis cubense
Lineage: Eukaryota; Metazoa; Arthropoda; Insecta; Orthoptera; Acrididae
Exons: 2
Coding region: 8-397 (129 amino acids)
Source: RefSeq, a predicted model, not a curated record
AGUAAUAAUGGGAUCCCUUGUCCUGCUGAUCGCUACCGUUUUGCUUGUGGCAUACUGCAUGCCUCUCGCUGCUGCAGACGAGGAAUACGAAGGAUCAGGAGAUGUAGAUGUAGGUGAACUAGGCGAUACCAGAGAUGAAGAUGGCGCUGGGAACGAGGGCUCGGGCGACACAGAGGGAAGCGGUACUGAGGAGGCUGGUAGCGGAGAGGGCUGGCUGCAGGUGAAAGGUUCUCAAGCCUGGUCACAUCAAGGACUUGAAGGCAGCCUGCCAGUACAUUGGUGUCAAGACCUAUGCCUGAACCACACUUCACACGAGAUUAAGCUCGAUCCGCAGAUCCACCAACAUCUAUUAGUUACAGCUGCUGAGAAAAUGAUACACGUUGAAGGCGAACUCUGACACUGCUAAUUACUCAUGUAUGCCCCACACACAUGAUAUAAAUAAAGCACCGUUAUACUUUACAGCAAAAUACUUGUGUGAAGGGGAAUUCUGAAGCUGCUAACUACUCUCAUAUCCACCACAUACAUGUUAUAAAUAAAGCACCAUUAUACUUUACAACAAAAAGGCGAUUUCUGAAGCUACUAACUACUCUUGUAUGCACUACACACAUUAUAAAUAAAGCACCGUUAUACUUUACAACAAAAUAAUUGUGUAUUACCAAAACAUUGUACUGGGUGUUCCAGGACGAACUGUCAAUACUCAGUGGUACAACAGGAAUAAUAAUUAGAAGCAAAAGCUUUCAAAUGGACAUAUGACCUUUUCCAAAUUGUUUCUUGCUUAGAACACAUUUUACUAGACAUGUAAGUAAUAAGUGGGCCCAUUAAUUCCUUUGGGAGCCUGCUUUUUGUGAGCAGAGGAAUCGCUAAUAUUAGGCAUAACAAAUUUCAUACUUUUAUUUUAUUUUAUAUAUCUUUUUAUU